GCGCGGGUGUCCCGGGCUAGGGAGGGGCCGCGCCCGAGGGCGCCUCGCGGGCAACCUGUGAGACUCGUCGCGGGCCUCCGGGAGAGGCAGGGUCUGCAAUGGGGGCUGAUGCUCUCCGGUCUUGAGGACCUGCCCUUUCGCCUGCCGAGGUCGUUUAAUGUGCACUUUGACCACAAAGGAAAGAGCCGCGCCUCGGCAAGAUAACCACUGUGUGGUUUAAAUCAGGAUGAAAUCAUCUGGAAGCUAAGAGCAGAAGCCUUUUUGGUUAACAUGGAGGACAAAAGACGGCGAGCCCGAGUGCAGGGAGCCUGGGCUGGCCCCGCAAAGAGCCAGGCAGUUGCUCAGCCAGCUACAACUGCUAGGAGUCAUCUCCACCAGAAGCCUGGUCAGACCUGGAUGAACAAGGAUCCUCAUCUGUCUGACAGACUGUUUGUAUUCAAAGAACCCCAGCAGGCAGUACGCAGAGCCCCAGAACCUCGAGUGAUUGACAAAGAGGGUGUGUAUGAAAUCAGCCUGGUGCCCACAGGGGUAUCUCGGGUGUGUUUGUAUCCUGGCUUUGUUGACUUAAAAGAAGCCGACCUGGUAUUCAAACAGCUUUGUCAAGAUAUUCCCUGGAAGCAGAGGACCGGCAUCAGAGAGGAUGUAACUUACCUGCAACCAAGACUUACAGCAUGGUAUGGAGAACUUCCUUACACUUACUCAAGAAUCACUAUGGAACCAAAUCCUCACUGGCAUCCUGUGCUGUGCACACUAAAGAACCAAAUUGAAGAGAACACCGGCCACACCUUCAACUCCUUGCUCUGCAACCUUUACCGCAAUGAGAAGGACAGUGUGGACUGGCACAGUGACAAUGAGCCCUCGCUUGGGAGGUGCCCUGUCAUUGCAUCCCUCAGUUUUGGUGCUAUGCGCACUUUCGAGAUGAGAAAGAAGCCCUCACCAGAAGAGGACGGAGACUACACCUAUGUGGAAAGAGUGAAGAUUCCCUUGGAUCACGGGACCUUGUUAAUCAUGGAAGGAGCUACACAGGCUGACUGGCAGCAUCGAGUGCCCAAAGAGUACCACUCUAGAGAACCGAGAAUAAAUCUGACCUUUCGAACAGUGUAUCCAGACCCUGCAGGCGCGCACUGGUGAUGCGUGAUCUCUGAGAGGAAAGCCGUGCUGAGUCGGAGCAAACCUUCUACCGUGAAGAAACUUCCCGAGGCUGGAGCAGCUGAUCUCGCAGUGUGGCUGUUUGGAAGACAGGGGUGGGAUUUGCUUCCCAGCUCAGAGUCCUGUGAAAUGACAGCCCCCAGUUCAUGUCCAUGAUGUGUUUGCUGUGGGAACAGUAAUCCCUAAUCACAUCUUGAAAUCACAUGUUUUCUUGAGACAAAUUAAAAACUCCUGUGGCUGGACUCGCAGAUAAUUUUGUCCAUAAGCAGUUUUUUUCCCCUUCUCCCCCCUCCACUUCAUUGGAAGAA
Molecule: messenger RNA, 1457 nt
Organism: Talpa occidentalis (Iberian mole)
Lineage: Eukaryota; Metazoa; Chordata; Mammalia; Eulipotyphla; Talpidae
Gene: ALKBH3
Product: alkB homolog 3, alpha-ketoglutarate dependent dioxygenase
Exons: 10
Coding region: 271-1131 (286 amino acids)
Biological process (GO): DNA repair; DNA alkylation repair
Cellular component (GO): nucleus
Molecular function (GO): dioxygenase activity
Source: RefSeq, a predicted model, not a curated record